This is a messenger RNA of Bombus pyrosoma, 1221 nucleotides long. Its product is annotated as dehydrogenase/reductase SDR family member 4. Gene Ontology annotation, molecular function: carbonyl reductase (NADPH) activity. The transcript is spliced from 5 exons. The coding region runs from base 144 to 962 and encodes 272 amino acids. The record is from RefSeq and is a predicted model, not a curated record. NCBI's taxonomy places the organism in Eukaryota, Metazoa, Arthropoda, Insecta, Hymenoptera, Apidae.
UGUUCCAUCUUCAGUAUUUGACCGUAUGGUGCAGCACUAUCCAGGGAAAAACAAGAUCAUGAACGUGAGAACUUUCAACGUAAUCAACAACAGGUCAAAGUAUCAUUUUUGUAAAAUUUGUUUAAAGUUUUAUUCCUAAAAUUAUGUUGCGGUCUCCAAUAAGUCAAACCAUACAGCAAGUUAAUCGCAAUUUUUCAAAAAUGAAAUGUAAACGACUAGAAGGAAAAGUAGCUAUUGUUACAGCAUCAACAGAAGGUAUUGGUUUUGCAAUAGUAAAACGUUUAGCUGAAGAAGGUGCUAAAGUAAUGAUUAGCAGUCGCAAAGAAUCAAAUGUAAAAAAGGCUGUAGAACAACUUAAAUCUGAAGGUUUAAAUGUUUGUGGUACCGUAUGUCAUGUGGGAAAAAGUGAAGAUAGAAAAAAUCUUCUUAAAAACACUGAACAAGAAUUUGGUGGCUUAGAUAUUCUUGUAUCAAAUGCUGCCACAAAUCCAACACAAUCUACAUUUUUUGAAACUUCAGAGGAAGUAUGGGAUAAAAUUUUUGAUACUAAUGUUAAGAGUACAUUUCUUUUAUUACGAGAAGCCUUACCACUUUUAAGAAAGAGUAAAUCUGCAUCGAUAAUUCUUAUAUCUUCAAUAGCAGCAUAUGCACCAUUUAAUUUACUAGGUGCAUAUGGUGUUAGUAAAACUGCAUUGUUAGGAAUAAAUCAAGUAGCUGCUGCUACUCUUGCACCUGAAGGAAUUCGUGUCAAUUGCAUAGCACCUGGUAUCAUAAAGACUAAAUUUUCACGAGUGCUUUAUGAAGGUGAGACAGGAGAAGCUGUAUUAUCAACAAUACCAAUGCAAAGAUUUGGUGAACCAGAUGAUAUAGCAAACGUUGCUGCAUUUUUAGCAAGUGAUGAUGCUUCAUACAUUACUGGCGAAACUAUUACUGCUGCUGGUGGGAUGCGAAGUAGACUUUAAAUACUGUUUAUGAAAUUAUUAUAAAUUAUUAAAAUUAUAAUCUAUUUUAUUAAAUAUUCCAUAUAGAGUUUUGUAGUUUUAUCUAAGAUAUAUAUUUGUAUAUAUAUAGGAAGAUAUUGUUAUGAUAUGGUUUAACAAUAGAUUACAUUAACAUGUUACUAACAUGCAAUGGAAAACAUGAUUUUAUAUUUUAUAAGUAUGCGAUUUGCAUUAAUACGUACAGCGCUUAUACAAUAAAAAGCAAGAUUAUUCAUCCCAA